Thrips palmi is the source of this 2135-nucleotide messenger RNA. RefSeq names its product endoplasmic reticulum lectin 1. The coding region runs from base 84 to 1679 and encodes 531 amino acids. Gene Ontology annotation, biological process: retrograde protein transport, ER to cytosol; endoplasmic reticulum unfolded protein response. Gene Ontology annotation, cellular component: endoplasmic reticulum lumen. The record is from RefSeq and is a predicted model, not a curated record. The transcript is spliced from 11 exons. NCBI's taxonomy places the organism in Eukaryota, Metazoa, Arthropoda, Insecta, Thysanoptera, Thripidae.
GAACCCGAACCGAAAACGAAAUGUGACGACGACGAGGACGAGACGGACGACGUUGGACGAAUUCAUUAAGAUCUGUCAGGAAAAUGGGUUCUCGAACCAUUUCAAUUCCAAUUUUCGCGUUUUUCAUUCUUUUGGGCGGUUUUGCUUGGUGUUUCGAUACUAGACCGUUCGAUGACACAAUCCUUUUUAAAAUCAAUUGGCCAGGAGCGGGUGACAUACCGGAGCUCCCUGGUACGGAGUCUAUGCUUGUAACUACUGAAAAUCUCGAAAAGUAUCAAUGUCUCCUGCCAGAAAUUCACGACAAACCAAAGAGUGAAGCGGAGCUUUACACCGGUCCCAAUCCUUUACACCUAUUACUGCCUUUGUUUUUACAAACAGCGUGUUCUUACAAGCCGGAAUCAUAUUGGACCUAUGAGAUUUGUCAUGGUCUUCACGUUCGUCAAUACCAUGAAGAAAGAGAAGGGAAGAAAGUGAAGUUACAGGAAUACAUCCUAGGGCGCUGGGACUCUUCAAUGACGAGACUUCUUCAUGAAGAGCUUCAAAAGACUGAUGAGAAUGGAGAGAAAGUAUUUUUCUCGAAAGAUUUACCCACUAAGAAAAUUGAUGGUCUCAAUUUGCCCUAUUUCCAAAUCAACAUGACUGAUGGUACAUUGUGUGACCUUAAUGACAAGCCUCGCAUCACUCGGGUUCUUUAUGUUUGUUAUCACUCUGGGAAACAUGAAGUUUACUCAUUUAAAGAAACUUCAAUUUGUGAAUAUGAGGCAAUUGUCUUGUCUCAGCUGCUUUGUGAGCAUCCCAAGUACAAGCCUCAAACAACAAGUGAAAACAUCAUAAACUGUCAUGCUCUAGAUUCUUCUCCCAAAAAGCCCAGGAAUCUGUUACAACUGGAGGCCGAGAGCUUAAAAUUGCGACAUACCAAAGCACCAGAUGAUGGUCAGAAGAAAAUUUAUGCAGUUUCGGUUGAUGUUGGACAGGAUGGCGAGCAACAUGUCCAUGUCGAAAUCCUUCCUGUUGAGAUGUUAGACACUGAGGACACAGUAUCUCCUCCUCUCCUGAAUACACGAACUCCAGCUGAUACUACACCUGCUCAAGACUUUCUGUCUGGAAAAAGGUGUCUCACAGGUGGUUCAUCAUCUUGGUGGAAAUAUGAAUUCUGUUAUGGUAGGCAUGUAGAACAGUAUCAUAUUGACGCUGGUUCUAGCAGUAAGACGACUGUACAGUUAGGCUUCUUCAAUGCCGAGCGUCAUAUAGAAUGGCUCAAACAAAACCCCCACAAACAACCAAAGCCUGUUGCUAUUCGCAAACAGAUAUCCCACUUUUACUCUGGAGGCACCCCUUGUGACAAGACAGGGCGUCCAAGGCACACUGAGGUUAAGUUGAAGUGUCCAGAUCAGAGUCCAAGUCCAGGGUCAGUUUCUCUCUACCUAAUGGAGCCAAGAACAUGUGAAUACAUCCUUACUGUAGAGUCUCAACUCAUUUGUGAUCUACUUCCGCUUGCGGAUGAACAUGGGCUCAUCAAAGUUCUCAAAACAGAGGAUGAUGAAGUGACUGUUGAUGAUGAGGACGAUGUUACACCUGUUGAAGGUGAAAGCGCUGUUGGGCCUGAUGAUCGCACUGCUGCUGAGCAAAGAAGAACAAUGAGCAAUGCAGACCCAUAUCCCAUUGGAGGGAGGCAGUAGAAAAUUGCACAAAUAGCUUUAUGGGUUUCUAGAUAGUUGUUGUAUGGUGCUUAUACUUUUCUGUGAAAUUUCAUUUGUGUUUGUAUCAUAGUUUUGAUUCUUUUAAUGUGUGUUCUGUCAAGCCAGGUAGCUGUAUUACUGUAUUAUCAUGUCCACUAGCCUUUCUAUGUUCAUUAUUAAAUUGUUACUUGAGUCAUGGGAUAGAAUAUGUAUUAAAUGUACAUACUUUUUUGUGCUUACUAUAGUUUAUUUCUACACGCAAGUGAUUGUACAUGUCUUAGUAGUGUAAGAUUACUGACUGAUUGUGAUAUACAAUGAUAUGCAAAUUUGUGAUGUCUGUAAAUUUUGAUCAUCAUGUUACCGUUGCUUUAUCGGUAGAACUUUUCUACUUUUCUAAAGCACUUUUCAAUGAGAAGGGUUCACUGUAAAUAAAUUGUGGCAUUUGUGUUGAAGGCA